This is a messenger RNA of Zymoseptoria tritici IPO323, 1787 nucleotides long. RefSeq lists its product as uncharacterized. Gene Ontology annotation, molecular function: pyridoxal phosphate binding; threonine deaminase activity. NCBI's taxonomy places the organism in Eukaryota, Fungi, Ascomycota, Dothideomycetes, Mycosphaerellales, Mycosphaerellaceae. Gene Ontology annotation, biological process: L-threonine catabolic process. The coding region runs from base 60 to 1787 and encodes 575 amino acids. The transcript has 2 exons. The record is from RefSeq and is a predicted model, not a curated record.
CACCUCAGUCUCGGAGUACCAAACACGAGCAAAAGAAAUCAACGCGGAAUUGACCGAACAUGACUUCCAAUGGAGUGCCCAAUGGCACGACCACGUCCGAUACACCAACAUCAACAUCGCUGGAAGGAUCGAAGCCAAAGCAUACCAGUUUGGCUUUGACGGAAUAUACUGCAGAACCGUCCGCCUCAGAUCCGUCGCCGCUCACCUCUGAUGACAAAAAGACGUCUAUCAUCCCAGAAGCUCUCCUCUUGCCCAAUGGCUACCCCGAUUACAUCCGUUUGAUCACAACAGCAAAGGUCUACGAUGUCGUCGAACAAACUCCUCUCACACACGCGAUCAACAUCAGCAAUCGACUGGAAACCACCGUCAUGCUCAAGCGAGAAGAUCUGCUCCCGGUGUUCUCUUUCAAGCUUCGAGGCGCUUACAACAAAAUGGCCCAUCUGAGCCAGGAGGAGCGCUGGAAGGGUGUGAUUGCAUGCUCUGCUGGAAAUCACGCUCAAGGAGUCGCAUACUCCGCUCGUAAGCUGCGCAUCCCAGCGACCAUCACAAUGCCGGUGGGAACGCCGGCCAUCAAGCACACGAAUGUCUCGCGACUCGGCGGAAACGUUGUCCUACAUGGGCAGGACUUUGACGAGGCCAAAGCUGAGUGCAACCGCCGAGCAGAGGCAAAUGGGCUGAUCAACAUUCCACCAUUUGACGAUCCGUAUGUCAUUGCGGGCCAGGGUACCAUCGGAGCUGAGAUUCUUCGACAAGCAGAUCUCAGCAAGCUGGAAGCCAUCUUCUGCUGCGUGGGAGGAGGUGGUCUCAUCGCUGGAGUCGGUGUCUAUAUCAAGCGCUUCGCACCCAACGUCAAGAUCAUCGGUGUGGAAACGUACGAUGCCAAUGCUCUGGUUCAGUCACUGAAACAGGGAAGCCGUGUAACUUUGAAAGACGUCGGCCUCUUCGCCGAUGGAGCUGCUGUGAAGACCGUCGGCGAGGAGACUUUCCGCAUUUGCCAAGAAGUCGUCGACGAAGUCAUUCAAGUGGAUACGGAUGAUAUCUGCGCUGCCAUCAAGGACGUCUUCGAAGAUACGAGGUCGAUCCUCGAGCCAGCCGGCGCUCUCUCCCUUGCGGGCUUGAAGAAGUAUGUUGCUUCGAACCCUUCGCAGGACACAAAACGUCAGCUGGUGGCUCUUGCGAGUGGAGCGAACAUGAACUUUGACCGAUUGCGCUUUGUUGCAGAACGAGCAGCCAUUGGUGAGAAGAAAGAAGCCUUACUCUCCGUCACCAUCCCGGAGCAGCCAGGUGCUUUUGCCAAAUUGGUGGCUACCGUCAAUCCAAUGGUUGUCACGGAGUUUUGUUACCGAUACCAUACUACUGUUGCGGCGAGCAUCCUGAUCGGUAUCCAGGUGUCAGCCGCAACACGAGAACGAGACGUGCUCGACCUCCUUCAGCGCCUCGAGAAGGAAGGCAUGAAAGCCCAGGACAUCAGCGGAGACGAGAUUGCAAAGAGCCACAUCCGCUACCUGGUCGGAGGAAGGAGUAGCGCAGAGAACGAGCGACUGUUUGCGUUUGAGUUUCCUGAGCGUGGCGGUGCGCUGUACAAAUUUCUCACCACCCUGCAGCCUGGCAUGAACAUCAGUCUCUUCCAUUAUAGGAAUUAUGGCGGCGACAUCGGAAAAGUGCUUGCGGGCAUCCAAUGCCCUCCUGGUGAAGAGCAGGGUCUGGAGACAUUCCUUACGGAGCUCGGCUAUGGCUAUACGGAGGUGACCAACAACGAGACCUACAAGAUGUUCAUGCGGGCAUAA